Colletotrichum navitas is the source of this 674-nucleotide messenger RNA. RefSeq lists its product as uncharacterized. The record is from RefSeq and is a predicted model, not a curated record. Lineage: Eukaryota; Fungi; Ascomycota; Sordariomycetes; Glomerellales; Glomerellaceae. The transcript has a single exon. Bases 160 to 519 code for a protein of 119 amino acids.
UGGCACCAUACUUGGCUUGGAUUUUGGCGUGGAACGGAUGUCCUUUGUGAAUGGAUUGCAGAGCACUGGUGGGAGCGAAUGGAAAUAAUUGGAUGACGCUGUAUUUCUGUAUUGUCACUGGGCGUUUUGCUUAUCAGGUUCUACGGUUGGCAGGCAAUAAUGGGGGAUGAAUCAUGUGUACACGAAUGGGGCAUCUGCUAUGACUCAACUCCUCUUCUCUUUUGCCGACAUGCUAUCCUUGUGCAUCUCCUCAUUCAAAUCAAACCAUUGCAAGCUAGGAGUGCAAGAGGCCUUCGGAGCGUCAGACUGAGGCCAAUUUCGACGUCGGCGGGGGUGGUACGCGGCGAGGCAGCAAAGGCAUCCUGGAAGUCACCCCGGACGAGGCCCGCAUUGUAUCUGGCAAACAAAGCCCCCGCCCGCCGGACUCGAAUCCCGUCGGUACUAGCGCCAGAGACUCGGCCGCCGAGUGUGGGGGUGGGGGCCAUGGAUACGAGAGAGCGAGCGGUUGUCUGCCAAUGACGACGAGUCUGGCUCUAUUGACCUGGACUGCCGCGUACGGGUCCGCCUCAGGGCUCGGGGCAAGUGAGGUUGUUACGAGGUGUCCGGGGGGGGAGGGGAGGGACAACCACCUCGAUGAAGGAUCGUAUCACGGGUUCGAUGAAGCACCGGGUGGC